This is a messenger RNA of Porites evermanni, 869 nucleotides long. The record is from the annotation of a GenBank genome assembly. NCBI's taxonomy places the organism in Eukaryota, Metazoa, Cnidaria, Anthozoa, Scleractinia, Poritidae.
AUGAAAAAAAUAUGUAGUGGAGCUCGGCGUGAUGAGGGUAUCAAAUGGUUUACAGAGCUCUUUGACAAAGGUAAGACAAUGAAAUUAACAGAAUGUUUGAAUAAAGAAUUGAAUAUUUUUUCGCGGAAAUAAUGAUAAGUACAUGUUACUUGACAGUCAAAGCCACAAAGACGCAUUUCUAUUGGGCCAUGCAUAAUAAUGACGGCACUGAAGCUGGUUUUCAGCAGUACUUACUCAAUGUUGUGGAUCACUACCAGGUAAACAUCAUGGAUACUUACAUUAUUCGGCAUCACAGUUUUUUCUCCUGCUAGUGCAGAUUGAUCUAUAUCUCCAAAUUAGUCUUUCUUGCACAUUUAGUCACAGCAGGUAGCAUAUCAAAGAACAACCUUAUAUCUAACUCUUGUCCUGAUGAUGCCUGCAAACUCUUAUUGUAUUGGUGAUGUCAAUAUUAAUCACCUUGCCCACAGGGAAAGCAUGAUCUUUGCCACCAAACUUCAAGGUGAAAGGAAGACGGGUAUGUUUGCAGUAAGAAGAAGGUGACAGACCCAAAAGCUGCAGAAGCUUACAGGGCUGCCAUCAUCAAAACUACCAUCUAUAAAAAUCCAUCUGACUAUCUCCUUGUAAAUUUACAGUAUUACUUUUGAUUGAACACAUAUAUUAAGUGCAUGAGGUGACAACGUUUUAGAUGUAGAGAAUUGGUACACUCCCUAUUGUUGAAAAAAUUACACUCUUCUGAGGAUUAAUGCCAUUAACUAAAUUGCUUUCUUACUUGAAUUCUAGAGCUUUGACAAGCUUUUCACCAUUUAUUUUAGUGCCGGGACACAUUUUACAUUGAGUCUUUCCACAUGGUGAUGAAACCUAUAAGAUGA